Molecule: messenger RNA, 2415 nt
Organism: Phytophthora sojae
Lineage: Eukaryota; Oomycota; Peronosporomycetes; Peronosporales; Peronosporaceae
Exons: 2
Source: RefSeq, a predicted model, not a curated record
UCCAUGGCGCAGCUCGGAGACGCGUACUACCAGUCUGUCUCCGCGCGCAUCAAGACCCAGGAGGCCAUGGCGUCCUUCCCGCUGGCACAGCGGCCGUUCCCGCGCCUGGAGCUCAGCGAGGGCGAGCGCCGGCGCUUCCACACGCAGGCCAUGGAGCUGCUGGGCCACGCGCUGAGCGAGUACGAGGAGUUCGCGCUCAUCCGCCACCGCCAGGUGGACCGCCGCCGCUGGAAGCCCCUCAAGAGCCACGAGAAGCUCGCCGUCUACCGCGAGUCGCGGUCCUACGCCUUGAGCCGCUCGCUGAGCGCCGAGGACGAGGAAUCGUUCGCGCGCGCGGCGGCGCUGGUGCCUCCGCGGGGCUCGCGCUCGAGCUCCAGCUCCGGCGGCUCGCGCUCGGGCUCCAUCUCGACGAUCCACGAGCUGCCGGCCCACCAGGUGACGGAGCUCGAGCUGCUCACGGGCUGGGGCCCCACGGCCACCGAGGCGCGCGAGCAGAAGAAGAGAGCCAAGAGCAAGUCCGUCAGCGGCAUCUCGGGCGGCCACGAGCCGCUGCCCGUGCUGCUCGGCGUCGGCAACAUCGUCGGCUCGCUGGACGACGUCAUGUACGGCGUGGCGGCGCCGGACUGCGCCAGCAUGGCGCUCAAGAACGGUUACUCACACGGAGACGUGCUGGACGGGGACGUGCUGUGCCCCAUCGAGGGGCCGUCGCAGCGCAGCCCCUUCCGCUUCCUCGGCAUCAAGUGGCUCGUCAAGUCCACGACGGGCGGCAGCGUCAAGCACCGCCUGGCCUCGCCCAGAGACCUCGUGUACCUGGAGGCCACGGGCGUCAUCACGCGCGGCGACGGCGUGCGCAUCGGAUACCAGAUCAUGCACUCGGUGAAGCUGCGCGGCUGUCCGGAGCUCUACGACUCGCAUGGUGUCGCUCGGGCGCGCUGCGAGAGCGUGCAUCUGUUUGUGGAGCUCGACAGCAGGACCGUGGACGUGUUCCUCAAGUCCAAUGUGACGCCCAACGGGAAAAUCUCCGAGUCCGCGGCGCUGCAGAGCUGCGCGAACAACUUGCUGUACUGCGGCAAGACCGUGCAGUGCUCGCAGGACAAGAAGCUGUCGUGGCGACUGGAAUGCCAGAGCGGCAACCAGCACGCGCACAAGGACGAGAACAAGGCCAAGCCCACGCAGUGCAGCAUCUGCAGUAAGACGUUCGGCCGGUUCCUCCGACAAAGCAUCGAGUGCAAGCUCUGCCUGAUGGCCGUCUGCUCCAAGUGCUGCGUGGAGCGCACGCUCAAGCACGUCGAGACUUCCGGCAGCAAGCGGCACACGAGCAAGUUCGUGACCACGACCAUCGUCGAGCUCUGCACGACCUGUAUCGCCACGAACCAGCAGACCAGCGCGCUGAUGAUUGCACGGGAAGAAGUCAUGUCCGGGCGCUUCGGACGCGUCGCCAAUGGCUCCGCGCUCCCGCCCAGUCAACGUGGCAGCGGCAACUCGGGUGAGUACUCGUCGUCGUCGAUUGCUACGAUCACCAUCGACGAUAUUCCAGGACAGCAAGAGCAUCACUCCCGUCCCCCACGACAGUCGGACGGCAGUUCUCGCAGGACUGAACGAACCCACCACAGGGAGGAGUCUUCAAGAAGAGGCCACCGUGACCAGCGCAGAGAUUAUUACCCUGAAGACCUUGAGACUAUUCGACGGAGAGGCCGUGCAUACCGUGAGUCGCCGCCUAUGAGCUCGAGGAAGCACGCGCAACGCGACAUGCCCAAGCCCAGGACCCGUUCGGAUGCACCCCAGCCAACCUUCAGGCGAGGAGAUUCGGACGAGAUGUACCGCGAUAACGUUCGGGGCGAGGACUAUCAUCGAGGCAGGGGCUACAGUGAUCGUUAUCCUCCCCGCGACCCCAUCCUGCGCAGUAGACACAAUCCCCUGUACAGCAGCUCGCCAGUGGAGCUUGACGACUCGGGACGAGGUUUGCCCGUGGACCUGUGCGACCUUGAGGAUUCCUCGCCGUACACUUCGAGUAAGGAGAGCAUCCGAAAGACGACGAGUUCCAGCGGCAGCAGCCUCGAAGGCAUUCACACAGCGGGUGUGUCACCGCUGCGGAUCGAGUCUGAAUCAGAGGAGGAGGAGGACGAAUUCGACGACGACGACGACGCUGCAUCGUGCGACACGUUCGACAGCUUUGGCGACCUCAUUGAGAUCCGCUCGCAGUUGGACGACGUGGAUGAGACGCUGGACACGAAGGACAUGGAGGCCGUGAAGCGCGCUUCUCAGGUCAACCGCAAGUUGUGGCAGCAAAUCGCCGACCUCCGAGACGCCGCAGAGAAUGUCUACCUGUACACCAAGGAAAGUACUGAGAUGAAUAUGACGCGGGGAGGCUCAAUCAAGCGGCGACCUUCGAACCCUGUUCGCCCUGGGUACUGA